AGAUAAUUGCAGUGACGUCAUCACCGCGCGACUUUUGGGCAGGUAAACAUUUCCGCCGUAUCGCCAUGGAUUCAAACAAGGACGAAGCAGAGCGAUGCAUUAAAAUAGCUCUAAAUUCGAUCACCAACAACCAACCCGACAAAGCCAGGAAGUUUCUGGAAAAGGCGCAGCGUUUAUUCCCCACAGACCAAGCCAGAAACUUAUUGGAGUCCUUGGCCCAGAAUGGAAAGCCUCCAGAUGAAAAUGGCGGUCCUGUGAACGGAGACGAACCCACUAUGAGGCACCGCAGUCACAGAGAUGAAGCUAAUGUGUCUCAAGGGCCCACAGAGUCUUCGAAGUCUUUCACAGCGGAGCAGCUAGAGGCUGUCAAAAAGAUUAAAAGCUGUAAAGAUUAUUACCAAAUUCUGGGAGUGGAAAAAACAGCCUCUGAGGAGGACCUUAAAAAGUCUUACAGAAAGCUGGCGUUAAAAUUUCACCCCGAUAAAAACCACGCACCCGGAGCCACUGAAGCAUUUAAAGCCAUCGGCAAUGCUUACGCCGUUCUGAGUAACACUGAAAAGCGGCGGCAGUACGAUCAGUACGGAGAGGAGAGAACACACCCCAACAGACACAGACACCACCACGACUUUGAAGCUGACAUCUCCCCCGAGGACCUCUUUAACAUGUUUUUUGGUGGAGGAUUUCCAUCAAGUAAUGUACAUGUUUACAGAAAUGGCAGAAUGCACUUUGCACACCAUAAUAGACAAGAGAGACGAGAGCAACACAGAGAUGGAGGUCUGGCUCUGUUUGUCCAGAUUUUACCCAUCUUGAUUCUCAUCGUCGUUUCUGCCCUCAGCCAGUUGAUGGUCACACAGCCUCCAUACAGCCUUAGCUAUCGCCCGUCUGCGGGACAUAUACACAAAAGGCAUACAUCUAACCUGAAGGUGCCUUUUUAUGUGGGGGAACGUUUUCAUGAAGAAUACUCCGGUACUCUGAAGUAUGUUGAGAAAAGCGUAGAAGAAGACUACAUCUCUAAUCUAAGAAACAACUGCUGGAAGGAGAAGCAGCAGAAGGAAGGUUUGCUGUACCGUGCUCGCUACUUUGGAGAUUCUGAACUGUACCAAAGAGCACAGAGGAUGGGAACUCCCAGCUGUUCCAGGUUAUCUGAGAUUCAAGUCAUACUGGAUGGCUAGAAACCUCUUGUACGUAGAUAAAUGGACUUGUCACUACUUGAAUCAAAAUCAUAAAUUGGAGCAUCAUUUUUCACCAGAGAAUCUAACAAAAUGCCUUCCAUGCAGGAGGCGGCGGCCUCAUCAGGGAACCAUCUGUAACCCGAUGUAGGCGGGACUUCCUGUAGGACUGUGACGAGCUUUUUUCUUUUUCUAGUGUCCGGACGACGGUGGAAAGUACACGCCCCCUUUGUCGGUUUGGACUCCUAAAAGGUUGCAGAGAUUAGCUUUCUUGGUCCUGAUUUUUAUUUUUUUUGUUUUUUUUUUUUUUGUUAGAGAAACCUCAAAGCCUUCUCAUAGAUGGACAGUCUGAGCCAUUAAAAAAAUAAAUAAAAGUGUGUAAUUUUUAUAGUUCGAUGUAAAUAUUCCACUUUACUUUUAACAAUGCAGGGGUUAUUAGUCAUUUAUUACCAUUUUGUGAAUUUUCUCGUAGCCUGUUGGAGCAUAAUUAUUGAAAGUUGUUGCACAAAUAAAGUAAAACCAUAUUUAUUAAUUAA
Oryzias melastigma (Indian medaka) is the source of this 1705-nucleotide messenger RNA. RefSeq names its product DnaJ heat shock protein family (Hsp40) member B12a (gene dnajb12a). Gene Ontology annotation, biological process: cellular response to misfolded protein. The record is from RefSeq and is a predicted model, not a curated record. The transcript has 9 exons. NCBI's taxonomy places the organism in Eukaryota, Metazoa, Chordata, Actinopteri, Beloniformes, Adrianichthyidae. Gene Ontology annotation, molecular function: Hsp70 protein binding. Bases 66 to 1172 code for a protein of 368 amino acids. Gene Ontology annotation, cellular component: endoplasmic reticulum membrane.